Molecule: messenger RNA, 1708 nt
Organism: Sclerotinia trifoliorum
Lineage: Eukaryota; Fungi; Ascomycota; Leotiomycetes; Helotiales; Sclerotiniaceae
Source: the annotation of a GenBank genome assembly
UUAUUGGAUGUACUUCAUGCAUAAAAUGCCAGAAAUAGCAAGUGCUACCGGGAUAUGUGGCAAUCGAUCGCUAACGUGGUAUAUACCCCGCGCCUGAACCCCCACGUUUAGUUGUUUUUCUAGAAGUCAAGACAUGGAUCAUUAGGGGAUUUAUACACACAUCGAUAGUUACAUGUGUCCUAGCCACCUCAUCUUUGCCUUGUCGUACGGUACUUCAAUAUACAAUUGCUACACAUUUAGAUUCAAGCACCUUAUUUGGGCAGCACCCUACGAUUUUCAAUUUAAAUCAUCUAAACCAACAAACACAGCUUGACUUCCAUCUUCUCAUGUCAGCCCAAAAAUGGCAUCAGUGAAAAUUGAUGUUACAUCUCCCGAACCAUACACCACUCCCGCUGAAAUCUAUAGUGGUUCCAAUUUCAAUGUUGAUCCGCCAUCUACUCCACCCAUAGCCCUCCGUAUUGCAACCGGAGGUGCCGGUCAAUCAGGACUUCUCCGCUCGCUCGCCAACGCAUUUAUAACGUUUGAGAUGAGGACGACCGGCUGUUCACGAUUUAGUGUAGCAUGGUUAUUAUCUGAUACAUCAGCAAGCUUUAACUAUUUGGGAAGUAGAGCUGCGGAUUGUAGUAUUACUUAUCAUAAGGUUGCCGAGGAAAUGGCCAUGAAGCAAGGAAUUGCGGAAAGGAGAGAGUAUGCGUGGAGGGAUCAUUGGUUGCUCGUUGGUAGGUCAUAUCAAAAUGAUGAUAUGCGACUUCAUUUUUGUAUUUCUCUUCCCAUCUGAUGAUUUGCAGGCCCGAAGGAUAAUCCUGCCGCUCUUCCUCUUGAUGGUACGCACAACUCGACAAUCUAUGAACUCUUCUCUCAAUUAUUCAUGGCUUGCGUUGAGAAUCCAAAUAUUAGAUUCUUAUCCCGAUACGAUAAAUCAGCCAAUAAUAUUAAAGAAUCUGCUAUUUGGACAGCGAUUGGUCAAACUCCAUGGGCACAUCCUUAUUCAAGUUGGUAUCAUCGAUAUGUAGAGUUUCCCUUUGCUGCAUUGAAGGCUGCAUGUGUUUUAGGCGAGUAUACACUCACGGAUAAGGGAACAUGGUUGAGUAUUGAUGGAGAGAUUAGAGAGAAAAUGAGUGUUUUUGUAUGUUACUAUUUCAAUAAUCUUCAAUAUGUGAAAUGUGUUGAGCUAAGUGGUGCAUAGAAAUCAAGUACAGAUGCUCUAGAUGAUCCUUUAUUGAAUCCAGCGCAUAUCUUAGUAGGUACCAGAAGGAAGAAUAUAUCCAUGGCCCACAAAUUCGCGGAUUGGAUGAUAGCAAGAGAUGGUGGGCAAAAGGUUGUGGAAGAAUUUGGGAUAAAUGGUGCUAUAUUGUACAGUGUCGCUCCAGAUGCUUAAAAAAUACCUGCGUCUCCUCGUCCUGUUAAUGCCGCAAUAUUUAUCAGUUUUGAAGGAUAUUGAACAGUAGCUUUUCCUGUUUUUAGACAAAAUUCUGUAUACAUAGUUUUAGCGUAUUUCAUAUUACCCGAGUGUUUAAGUAUACAUUUUUUAAAGAUGAUAAUGUCACCGUUAAUUUCGUAGCUAUUGUCCUUUCAAAGGAAGGGAUAAUAAAAUAAAUUAGAAAAAACGAUUCAAAGUUUCCCUCAUAAAAUACUGAUGCGAUUUAAAGUUCUCAUAAAUGCACAAUAUCAAGGGUUGAAUCAUUAAAAAACGAGAUGGCCGCACAAA